Molecule: messenger RNA, 2919 nt
Organism: Pocillopora verrucosa
Lineage: Eukaryota; Metazoa; Cnidaria; Anthozoa; Scleractinia; Pocilloporidae
Product: protein mono-ADP-ribosyltransferase PARP16
Biological process (GO): endoplasmic reticulum unfolded protein response
Cellular component (GO): nuclear envelope; endoplasmic reticulum tubular network; membrane
Molecular function (GO): NAD+ poly-ADP-ribosyltransferase activity; kinase binding; protein serine/threonine kinase activator activity
Source: RefSeq, a predicted model, not a curated record
CAAUUUCAAGAUGGCGGACGUUUACGUGGCCUUCUGCGAUUGCAAACAUUUCCCGAAGAUGCUCCCUUGGUAACUAUUUGUAUGGGGAAAUUAUGUGGAAAGUGAUAGCCCGAUAAAAAUUCUUACACACUGGAAAAAAUGGAACCUGAAGAAGCGAAGGAACGUGUGCUACAAAGACUUGAAUCUGACCUCACAUCCGCUGACCUGCAGUGGAGUUUGUUUAUUUCAGCUCUGGAAAGUUAUAGACAUGAUAGCAUAUUAAGACCCUUUCCUUCUGCAUAUGUGGUUGGUGAUGGUAAUAAGAAUUUUCAAGGGCUGGUUCAAGUUUGCAGCACAGUUCCUUCAUUUGACAAGCUAUUGACAGAAACCAGUGAGAAGGUAUAUGCUCAAGAAACUUGGGAUAUCUUGGACUGGGCACUGGAUAGAACCUUUGCACUGAGAUCUGUUAAGAAAUCUGUGUUCUUGGAGAUUGAGAAAAAAACUGGUCAAGCAAGUUACUGCUCCACCACACCUGACUUCAUUUUCGAAGUUGUUUACAGUGAGACAAAUACUCUCAGUGCAAUGUUUGAUGACAUGUCACAGACUCAUGAUGUUUGGUAUGCUUACCAUGGAAGUAGAGUGGACAAUUUUCAUUCUAUUUUGAAUAAUGGAUUACAUGCACAUCUUAACAAAACAUCAUUUUUUGGAGAAGGGACCUACCUGUCAAGUGAUCUAACUGUUUGUAUGAAUUACAGUAGUUUUGGUUCAGGCUGGAAAAACAGCGCUAUAGGAGAAAGAUUAAGUUGCGUGGCUGUCUGUGAGAUCCUGGACCAUCCAGAUGUGAAGUGUACUAUCAAAUCUAAAGCAAAUGACAACAGACUAACUCGUUCUAGGGCAAGAGCAAGAAACAGUGAGGGAGGAGAUGUCCCAGAGAGAUAUUAUGUGGUUACAAACAACCAAGUUGUUAGAGUGAAAUAUGUGCUGGUGUAUGCUGAGAAGAAAGCACCUACAAGGACUCAAGCUCGUAACUGGCUGAUAUUCCGAUAUCCGUUAGCCUCAAUCAUGGUUGCCUAUAUCUUAGUUUUAAUUUGUGUGGGCUUCUCCAAAACAAGACUUUUCCAAAAGUUUUAUAGGAAAUAUUUCAAAGGAAGCUAACUUACCUAAGGUUAAAAUAUAUUUUUUAAUUCUUUCAAGGCAAUAUUUAAAAUUAUGCAAUACUUUAGCUCAGUAUCUGGCAGCUAGGAAAUGAAGGGUGUGUUUUUAGGGUAUUAGGAAUUUUUAAAUUGUUCUAGAUAGUUUAGUUGUUGCAUUGAAAACAGAGGCAAUUUUCUGAUAAAUGGAAGGAAUUAACGUCAAUGAGAGCUACUUUCAUUCCCUCCCAGUAGGUUACAUAAUUAGGGACAUUAUUGAAAAGAAAUGAAGUAAUGAAAUUUUUUUUGGACCUGAUGAACCCCAGCAAAUAACUUAUGAAUUAUUUUAGAACCAAAGAUCUUAAUGUAAAGGAAAUAGCUACUUUUAGUCUUAUAAGUUUUGCUAUGCUCAAAUGUUUAAGUAUAAAAACUAUUUCAAUGUAUAAUUUUAAGUAUUCAGUGUAUCACUGCAUCUACCUGACAGGGUAAGGACCUUAGAGUCUUCUCCUUAGUUAUUACAUAACUUGCAGUGUUGAUGUCCUAUUAAUAGGGAAGAAAGCUGUAUUCCAACUCAUAAUCAGGGUGAAGAGAACUUCACCAAACUGCUAUGUUUGGUUUGAAUCUUUGAGGUGAAAGAGAAGUGAGUGAGCCAAACUUGUUCGUCUUCAGUCAGAGUCAGAGUUUUCCUUUAAAAAACUGGGAAUGGGGAAAGCCCUGGAAGUGCACUCAAGAGUGAGCAAAGUAUUUUUCUUCCCACUUCCCCCACCCCCUAUUCUUCCCUUUGCUUUCCUCUUACCUAUCAUCCAAAACCUCUCAGUAAUUUCUAUCUCUUUCCACUACAAACUUUUCAUUAAGAAGUACAUGUACUGAACACUGCAUCACAGUAUCCCUUGGCUGUGAUUUACUUUGCAUUAAGAUUUCAAAAUGCAAGAAUGAUUUUAAAAUUGUUACAAUUUAAUACACUCUAAUGCAAUUAAAUAUCUUAUUUUAAAACAAUGUUAAAUAUAGGCUGAUGGUGAGUUCUAACUAACACACAUUCUUAUAUGGCUUGGUCACACCAAAAGUAAGUCCACAGUUUUCUCACAGUUUGGUGCAAAAUGAGAACUAUGCAAGCAAUCAAAUUAAUGCUUUGAUUUUCCUUGGUUGAAUCAUGAUAACUACUAUGACCAAGACACUAGGCAAGGCACUGCUACCUUACAAUUAUCAAUAGCCCUCUUUACAGGGUAAUGUCUGAAUUCAAAACCAAUGUCAGUGAUUACAACAACCAGUCUUAGUCAAAAAAAAAAUGAAAAGAAGCCAAGGAGAACUUGCAGUCAAAACAAGCACAUGGCACUGGAUUUGUCAUUGACAAAGUAGUGAUUCUUUUUAUGGUUGAAUUUGAUUGGUUAAAAAGCUUUGAGCUCUCUCAAAUCAGUGAUGAACCUUGCCUUGUCCUGUUCCAGUCCAAAGCUCUUUAAGUUCCACAUCACAACCAAGAUCUCUGAGAGCUGCUUUAGCUAAAUCCUCACAAUCACCCAUCUUGCCAUGUGCUUUCCUGAUCAAGCUUUCAGCUCCUGCUUCAAGGAUAAUGUCGCAGUGAUCAGGAUUACGAGCCACCAGGUUGCGCAGAGCCAGGCAGGCAUGUUUCUGGAGAGAAUAAAUGAUCAAGUCAUUUAUUCCAGCCUAAACUUGACUCAAUCAUAGUGUUAAACUACAGGUUGACUCACAAAAUAAUAGUUAUUUGGUUCUACAAAAUCUUAGUCCAUUACAGAUAGUUUUCAAAGUUGUCUUCAAUUUUUUCAUACAACUUUGUUUAGGCAUGCAUAUUUUA